This is a messenger RNA of Arachis ipaensis, 429 nucleotides long. NCBI's taxonomy places the organism in Eukaryota, Viridiplantae, Streptophyta, Magnoliopsida, Fabales, Fabaceae. The record is from RefSeq and is a predicted model, not a curated record.
AUGGUAGAGAACAUCCUUAUAAAGGUUGAAGACCUUUACCUCCCUGCAGACUUCGUGAUACUUUACAUUGGAGAGGACAAAAAUGACUCUAUCAUCUUUGGAAUGCCCUUCCUAGCUAUUGGGAAUGCCUUGAUUAAUGUUAAGAGAGGUGAGCCAACUCUGAGACUAUGGGAGGACCACAUAUUGUUCAAGACGCCCAACCCUUACUCUCUCUCAAAGAAAGGAGGUACUACAAUACAGCACUUAGUGUUUCAACCAUCUCUCUCAGUAGAAAGCCAUACAGAGCUCCCUGACAUGAAUCUUAAGUUUGGUGCUGGGCAUUCACCACCAACCAUUGAGGAAGGAGCCCCUAAGAAGAAAGUACAUAAGGACUGGAGGAACAAGAAGAUUCCAACUGAAGACUUCUCACCUGGCAGGAGACACAACUAG